AUGCCGUCGCCUGCGUUGCUCAAGUUGGACCAUGGUCCUAAUUCGAAUCCGCCUUCGCGGAGAGGAUCGAUGGCUGCCAUCCAGUCGCUCGGAGGUCUCUCUAUGGAGAGUUCCGUCCAGUCUCCGUAUGUCAAGGAGGCCUUGAAGAGGGCUACUAUGCAGCUCGAGGUUCUCGAGAGUGCAAAACGCUUGGCGGCAUAUACUGCUGUCGACCACCAUAUUCUGCCUGAACACACUGUUAUUGGAAUCGGAUCAGGCUCCACCGUGCCGUAUGUCGUAGACCGGAUUAUCCAACAGGGAGACAAAUUGAACAAGAACAGAGUGUUCAUCCCCACCGGGUUCCAAUCGAAGGAGCUGAUCGUCAGGGGUGGACUUAAACUCGGAGAUGUCGAUCAAUAUCCUACUAUUGAUGUCACUAUUGAUGGCGCUGACGAGCAACUCAACUGCCUCAAAGGUGGUGGAGCAUGUCAUUUGCGAGAAAAGGUCUUGGCCGAGGCUGCAGACAUAUUCGUCAUUGUCGCAGAUUAUCGCAAAAAUACAGGUCUACUCGGAAAGAGCGUGAGCCUCCUUGUUUUUUCUUCACAUACCAAAGAUGUUAAUGUGCGAGGAGAAAAGUGGAAACAAGGCGUCCCUAUCGAGGUUGCUCCGUUUGCGUAUGCCAAGCUGUUGCAGAAUUUACAUCGACUUGGUUCGCCCGAAGCCACACUUCGAAUGGCAAAAAUGAAAGCGGGGCCCAUCGUCACCGACAACGGCAACUUUUGCAUCGAUGCGCCGUUUGACGAGGCGUAUAUGCAAGAUCCCCACGAUCUCCUUGCGAAAAUCAAAAUGUUGACAGGCGUCGUCGAAGUCGGGUUGUUCUGUGGAAUGGCCAAGGCUGCGUAUUUCGGAAACGAGGACGGGAGUGUGAGUGUUCGGUAUGAGAAUGGGACGAGCGACACGAUUAGUGCGAGUGCUGUCGAGUGA
Molecule: messenger RNA, 963 nt
Organism: Rhizoctonia solani
Lineage: Eukaryota; Fungi; Basidiomycota; Agaricomycetes; Cantharellales; Ceratobasidiaceae
Product: ribose 5-phosphate isomerase A
Exons: 9
Coding region: 1-963 (320 amino acids)
Biological process (GO): D-ribose metabolic process; pentose-phosphate shunt, non-oxidative branch
Cellular component (GO): intracellular membrane-bounded organelle
Molecular function (GO): ribose-5-phosphate isomerase activity
Source: RefSeq, a predicted model, not a curated record